This is a messenger RNA of Culicoides brevitarsis, 1069 nucleotides long. It is a transcript of the gene Pabp2, whose product is annotated as polyadenylate-binding protein 2. Gene Ontology annotation, molecular function: poly(A) binding. The transcript is spliced from 5 exons. The record is from RefSeq and is a predicted model, not a curated record. Gene Ontology annotation, cellular component: nucleus. Bases 152 to 814 code for a protein of 220 amino acids. NCBI's taxonomy places the organism in Eukaryota, Metazoa, Arthropoda, Insecta, Diptera, Ceratopogonidae.
UAUUGUCAAGACCAAAAAAAAAAUUGGCGUCGCGUGUUUUUGGCACUGCAAACUCUGAAAAAACCAAAUAAAAAGUGUGAAUAUUGCUUUUAAACAACGAUAAAUCGUCAAUUUUAGUGUAUCCGCAUCGCAAAACGCACCAAAUACAAACAUGGCUGAUGAGGAUUUAUCGUUAAACGAAGACCAAUUGCUCGAUAAUCUUGAUGACGCGAACGGUGACGGUGACCUAUUGAUUUCCGAGGAACAAGAUGAAUCUGGCAUGCAAAUCGACCCGGAGCUGGAAGCGAUCAAGGCACGCGUGAAAGAAAUGGAAGAAGAGGCGGAAAAACUGAAACAAUUGCAGUCGGAAGUGAACAAACAGCUACAAUCACCGCCCGGCGUACCUGCAUUAUCGGCGGAGGAAAAGAAGGAAAUUGACGAUCGGAGCGUGUAUGUGGGCAAUGUUGAUUAUGGCGCGACGGCGGAAGAGCUGGAGGCGCAUUUCCAUGGUUGUGGCUCCAUAAAUCGCGUGACAAUCCUGUGCAACAAAGUGGAUGGACAUCCAAAGGGAUUCGCCUACAUCGAAUUCGGCAGCAAGGAAUUUGUCGAUACGGCACUUGCGAUGAACGAAACGCUCUUCAGGGGGCGACAGAUUAAGGUUAUGGCAAAGAGAACUAACCGCCCAGGGUUGUGUGCGACAAAUCGCUUUCCACGCGGAUUCCGCGGAAGAAUAGCUCGCGGAGGUCGAGGUCUUUACUGCCCCUUCACACAUCGAGGACGUGGUCGUGUAGCUCGCGUCUACAGAGGUCGAGCCAAUUACUACUCACCCUACUAAUGAAUCAUCGCUGCUGCCGCCGUCGUCGUCGUCGUCAACCCAAGAAGAAGUCACCAGUUCAGUCAAAUUGUUCACAUUUUGUUUAAAACAAUAUUCCACAAACAUAAAAAAUAACAAAAAAAAAUUAAAAAUAAUAAUAUUAUUUAACUAUAGAGAUUUUUGAGAAAAAUUAUACUGAAAUAUGAAAAGAUUUUCAAAAAACAUUCCCCAAUUGUCUUCAGAUGCCCAGUUUUCGAGUUUUUAAUGUCAAUAAAA